Messenger RNA from Acanthopagrus latus (yellowfin seabream), 2395 nucleotides. RefSeq names its product presenilin associated, rhomboid-like a (gene parla). Bases 695 to 1849 code for a protein of 384 amino acids. Gene Ontology annotation, molecular function: serine-type endopeptidase activity. The transcript has 10 exons. The record is from RefSeq and is a predicted model, not a curated record. Gene Ontology annotation, cellular component: membrane. Lineage: Eukaryota; Metazoa; Chordata; Actinopteri; Spariformes; Sparidae.
AGUCAGUCAAGAUCCCUGGGAAUUGCAUGAGGAGGUCUGUGAUGUAAUAUUCUGAUCAGCCAUAAAUAAGAAAACGUUUCUAACAUUUUAUCAAAUUAUGUGUGUGUUGGGACCUGCACAUGGUUCUGACAUGAGAGCAGCCUAAAUUGCACUAACAAAGGAAAGUGCAUCGACCCUAAUGUCCAGUAGAUGUUUUUUUGUUUGUAUAGUGUAUGUAUAUUUUUAAAAUUACAAACAUUCAAAAAAAAAAUAUGUGUAAAUAUUAAUCUUUAUUGGGUAAGGGAGAGCUGAGGAGUGAGCAAAUAAAAACACAAGUUUGGAAUGUGUGUACAGUUUGUUUUCUGUUUAGGGUGCAUUCGUAAUUCGUGACGUCAUUGACGCACAACGUGACGCUUCAGGAAAAAAUCACAGACGUACUGCCCUGUCUGCGGGAAGUAGGAGUGGGAUAAACAGGCGAUGUUUAGCGGGUUAAACCUUUAAAAAAAAAAAAAGAAAAGAAAAGAAAAGAAAAGAAAGAAAGAAAGAAAAAAAUACGUGUUAACACGCUAAUUUUGGUGGAAAAAGCGGUGCAAUCGUCACACCAAGAGUUCUUGUGCGGAAGUAAAAAGUCGGAGCUUGUAGAGGUGUCAGUGAACGCCACAGCAGCAGCAGCCGCUCCAGUGGGCUGGGCUUCAGCCAGGAGGUCAUCACAAACAUGGCGUGGAGAGGAUGUGUAAUGAAAUGGGCCAAAACAGAGUUCAUCAGAUCCACCAACACUACCUCAAAAAGCCCCAGACUAAACCCUUGCAACCAACAGAGGUGCGGUUUCCGUCGGGAUGCCAAAAGGCCGGACACAAAGAAAGGAAAUGUCACCCAAGAAACAAACCCUCCACCCUCUGAGGCUGGCGCUCCGGGUCCCCCACCUCCUCCCAGAAUCCCCAGACCGUCACUUUUCAAACCGCUGAUGUUCACAGUAGGGUUUACAGGCUGCUCCUUUGGCGCUGCUGCCAUUCUGCAAUAUGAGACCCUGAAGUCGAGAGUUCAGUCUGCAAAAGAUGAAGAGGAGGAAGAAAAACUGUUACAGGGCUCCCAGGACAUGGCGUACUGGCACAACUGGUGGAACCAGCUGUCAGGCUUCCAACGCCAGCUCAUACUCGUGAUGUCCAUGGUGGAUGACUUCUGGAGCAACCUCACAGAAGGACAGAGGACUGUCACUGGAAUCAUUGCGGUAAAUGCUGUAGUCCUGUGUUGUUGGCGGAUCCCUGCCAUGCAAAGGAGCAUGAUUAAGUACUUUACAUCCAACCCAGCCUCCAAAACCCGAUACCUUCCCAUGGUGCUGUCGUCCUUCAGCCACUACUCCAUCAUCCACAUGGUGGCCAACAUGUAUGUCCUAUGGACAUUCUCUUCAGGAAUUGUCUCUCUCUUAGGGAAGGAGCAGUUUCUUGCAGUCUACAUGUCUGCCGGUGUCAUUUCCACUAUGGUUAGCUACAUGUGUAAAACAGCCACCGGACGUCUCUAUCCAUCAUUAGGAGCAUCAGGUGCCGUCAUGGCAGUGCUGGCCGCAGUCUGCACAAAGGUGCCAGAGGCCAAACUAGGCAUAAUCUUCCUCCCGAUGAUCACAUUCACCGCGGGAAAUGCUCUGAAAGCGCUCAUCGCCAUAGAUGCAGCAGGGCUUAUUCUGGGGUGGCGGAUGUUUGAUCACGCAGCUCACCUUGGCGGAGCCCUCUUUGGAGUAUGGUAUGUAGCAUAUGGCCACAAGAUGAUCUGGAGGAAAAGGGAGCCUCUUGUGAAGAUGUGGCACGACAUGCGUUCUCCAGGUGGCAGUGGAUCCAGACCAGGAGGUGGGCCUAGUGGACCUGGACCACAGUGAGACUCUGCAAGGUUUCUCAGGUCCUUUUUGUAAGAACUGGACUCCAGAGUUACCUCAGAAUAUGCAAGGACACUUUUUUUUACACCUAUAAUAAGCAGGGUGUUAUUGUUUAUUAAGAAAGUAUAGUUUUUCAUUCAAGGUUUGUAUUCAGCAUAAUCUGGUCUGUUUUUUUUUACAGCCAUGUAUAACUGCCAUGCCAGAAAAAGAAAAAAAUAUUCGGUAUGAUGUAGUGUGAAGGGUUCAGUUAUUACAAGAUAACAAGAUGUUUUCACAUUAUUUUACGACACACCAUCUUAUCACAAUAUAGAAAAUAACUUGUUAUAAUGAUAUACUGUUUAUCUUGAUAAAUGUUAAGAUGUAACAUUAAACAUUUUAUGUUAUUACAUUGUACUGAUGAAUUUUCUUUUUCUGUGGUGGCAGUAAUAACCUCCCAUAUGUUUUAAUGCUGAUACAAAUCAAUGAGUAAAUAAUAUACUGAACUCAACUGUAAACAGUCCUGUGGGCUGGUCUUAUGUUGCUAUUAAAAAUCUAUUGCAACAGUCGUGA